CCUUCUAGAAACGUCAUUUUUUGUUAUCCCUUCUUGGAUUAGGGUUUCUGCCGCUGGUGGUGAAAGAAUCGUAAAAGAAAACAAUGGCUUCAACUUCGAAGAAGAUAAUGUUGAAGAGCUCCGACGGAGAGACUUUCGAGGUGGAGGAAGCGGUGGCGGUUGAAUCGCAGACGAUCAAGCACAUGAUCGAAGACGAUUGCGCUGACAACGAAAUCCCUCUCCCUAACGUCAACAGCAAGAUCUUAUCCAAGGUUCUUGAGUACUGCAAGAAGCGCGUCGAUGCCGCCGCCGACAAGGAAAAGAACCCCGAUGAUGAACUCAAUGCUUGGAAUGCUGAUUUUGUCAAGGUUGACCAAAAAACCCUCUUUGACGUCAUCCUGGCUGCGAACUAUUUGAAUAUCAAGAGCUUAUUGGACUUGACAUGCCAAACCGUUGCUGACAUUAUCAAGGGGAAGACACCGGAGGAGAUCCGCAAGACCUUCAACAUCAGGAAUGAUUUCACCCCAGAGGAAGAAGAGGAGGUUCGGAGGGAGAACCAGUGGGCAUUCGAGUGAUAGGGAAGCGUUUAAGUCAAAAUGUUGAUAUAUAUGAUAGGAAUGUCGAUAUUAUCAUGCGCUUCUGCUGCUUUCUUUGGAGACAUUGGCCUUUCGUUUGGUUGUUUUGAUAUCUGCUCUGGUCUAUGUUUGUAGAGGAUUUAACAUGAACCUUUCCCCUUAUUAUCAUCGUAUAUUGAAAUUUCGUAUUUCCAUUGUCUUUGGUCACUACCUUUUUUACUCUUUCUGUUGCAUGAUUUAGACCAGUUGACUUGUUGAAGACUUGGUAACUGAACUUGUGAUUGAAACAACUUUGGUUUAAUGCUGCGUUUAAGUUACGGAAUCCCAUCUUUGCAUCAAA
Messenger RNA from Durio zibethinus, 894 nucleotides. RefSeq names its product SKP1-like protein 1A. The record is from RefSeq and is a predicted model, not a curated record. Gene Ontology annotation, biological process: ubiquitin-dependent protein catabolic process. Lineage: Eukaryota; Viridiplantae; Streptophyta; Magnoliopsida; Malvales; Malvaceae.